AUGGCCAACGCAAUGAUGGGUGCCUGGAGCACCGGCCUGUGCGGCUGCUUCGAGGACUGCCCGUCUCUGUGCUACGCGUGCACUUGCUCGCCCUGCCUCUACGCCGACGUCAUGGACCGCCUGAACGGCUCGGGGCACUUCGGGAACUUCUGCAUCUUCUGCCUGAUGCAGGGCUUCUUCCCGCUGUGCCUGCCCUGCGUCACGCAGACGUCGCGCAGCACGCUGCGUGCCAAGUACCAGCUGCCCCCGGCGCCCUGCGGCGACUGCUGCACGCACUUCUGGUGCCUGUACUGCGCGCUGUGCCAGGAGUACCGCGAGCUGAAGAACCGCGGCGUCGCGUCCUACAAGGCCCCCGGGCAGCCCAUCACGCAGGCCCCCAUGCAGAUGUAG
Molecule: messenger RNA, 390 nt
Organism: Pedinophyceae sp. YPF-701
Lineage: Eukaryota; Viridiplantae; Chlorophyta; Pedinophyceae
Source: the annotation of a GenBank genome assembly